AACUUUUCACGCUUCAGUCGCCUUGACAAUGUCAGACACAGCUAGUAGGAGAGACUAAAACUCCACAGAGCAACUGAAGUUUCCCCGUUCAGUUGAAGAUUGCUAUGGUGUAACUGAAGUUGUGUUUCUUCCCCCACCUCCCCACUCCCUUUCGUGUUCGGUCGAGAGCAGUAGUGUAGAUUUGAUAGAAAUUGCCAUUCUCCCUUUCCUUGGACUAUCUGAACCUGUAGAGGAUACCACAGCAAUGCUGGACUGCAGCGACUACAUUCUAGACUCAAGAAUGAACAAUCCGUCAGAAACCAGUAAACCAUCAAUGGAGAGCGGAGAUGGAAACACAGGCACGCAAACAAAUGGCCUGGACUUUCAAAAGCAGCCUGUGCCUGUCGGAGGAGCAAUCUCUACAGCCCAGGCCCAGGCCUUCCUUGGGCACCUUCAUCAGGUCCAGCUCGCUGGAACAAGUUUACAGGCUGCUGCUCAGUCCUUAAAUGUACAGUCUAAAUCUAAUGAAGAAUCUGGGGACUCUCAGCAGCCAAGCCAGCCUUCCCAGCAGCCUUCAGUGCAGGCGGCCAUACCCCAGACCCAGCUCAUGCUGGCCGGAGGACAGAUCACUGGGCUCACGUUGACGCCAGCCCAGCAACAGUUAUUGCUACAACAGGCGCAGGCACAGUUGCUGGCGGCUGCAGUGCAGCAUUCAGCCAGUCAGCAGCACAGCGCUGCUGGUGCCACCAUCUCGGCCUCUGCUGCAACGCCGAUGACGCAGAUCCCUCUAUCUCAGCCAAUACAGAUUGCACAGGAUUUGCAGCACUUGCAGCAGCUUCAGCAGCAGAAUCUCAACCUGCAACAGUUUGUGUUGGUGCAUCCAACAACCAACUUGCAGCCAGCACAGUUCAUCAUCUCACAAACACCGCAGGGGCAGCAGGGUCUCCUGCAAGCGCAGAAUCUCUUAACGCAACUACCUCAGCAAAGCCAAGCCAACCUCCUGCAGUCUCAGCCAAGCAUCACCCUUGCCUCGCAGCCAGCAACCCCAACACGCACAAUAGCAGCGACCCCCAUUCAGCCACUUCCACAGAGCCAGUCAACACCAAAGCGAAUUGACACUCCCAGCUUGGAGGAGCCCAGUGACCUUGAGGAGCUUGAGCAGUUUGCCAAGACUUUCAAACAAAGACGGAUCAAACUUGGAUUCACUCAGGGUGAUGUUGGGCUCGCUAUGGGCAAACUCUAUGGAAAUGACUUCAGCCAAACUACCAUCUCUCGCUUUGAAGCCUUGAACCUCAGCUUUAAGAACAUGUGCAAGUUAAAGCCGCUUCUGGAAAAGUGGCUCAAUGAUGCAGAAAACCUCUCAUCUGAUUCAACUCUCUCCAGCCCAAGUGCCCUGAAUUCUCCAGGGCUGGGGAUUGAAGGCUUGAACCGCAGGAGGAAGAAACGCACCAGCAUAGAGACCAACAUACGUGUGGCCUUAGAGAAGAGUUUCCUGGAGAACCAAAAGCCUACCUCGGAUGAGAUCACCAUGAUAGCUGACCAGCUAAACAUGGAGAAGGAGGUGAUCCGCGUUUGGUUCUGUAACCGGCGCCAGAAGGAGAAAAGGAUCAACCCACCCAGCAGUGGUGGAACCAGCAGCUCGCCCAUCAAAGCAAUUUUCCCUUGUCCAACCUCACUGGUGGCAACCACAGCAAGCCUUGUGACUAGCAAUGCAGCUACAACCCUGACUGUCAAUCCUGUGCUCCCUCUGACCAGUCCUGCUGUAACUAGUCUGUCUGUCACAGGCACAACAGAAACCACCUCCAACAACACAGCAACAGUGAUUUCAACAGCACCUCCAGCUUCUUCAGCAGUGACAUCACCCUCCCUGAGUCCUUCCCCUUCUGCCUCAGCCUCCACUUCAGAGGCGUCCAGUGCCAGUGAGACCAGCACAACACAGACAACCUCCACACCCUUGUCCUCCCCCCUUGGGACCAGCCAGGUGAUGGUAACGGCAUCAGGGUUGCAAACAGCGGCAGCAGCCGCAUUACAAGGAGCUGCACAGUUGCCUGCAAAUGCAAGUCUUGCUGCCAUGGCUGCUGCAGCAGGACUAAACCCAGGCUUGAUGGCAUCCUCGCAGUUUGCAGCUGGAGGUGCCUUACUCAGUCUCAAUCCAGGGACAUUAGGUGGUGCUCUCAGCCCAGCCCUGAUGAGCAACAGUACACUGGCAACUAUUCAAGCUCUUGCAUCUGGUGGCUCUCUUCCAAUAACAUCACUGGAUGCAACUGGAAACUUGGUGUUUGCCAAUGCUGGAGGUACUCCUAACAUCGUAACUGCCCCUCUGUUCCUGAACCCUCAGAACCUUUCUCUGCUCACCAGCAACCCGGUUAGCCUGGUCUCUGCAGCUGCAGCCUCCGCAGGGGCCUCUGGACCAGUCGCCAGCCUUCACGCCACCUCCACCUCAGCCGAGCCCAUCCAGAACUCUCUCCUCACGGUGGCCUCUGCAAGCGGGGCCACGUCCACCACCACUACUGCCUCCAAGGCACAGUAAGCCGGGCUGAGCUGUGCUGCCAGCAGCCUGUUUCACUGUGCGGUGGGACUGGCUGCCAGCGGGGUUUAUAAACUGAAAAUGAUGGGCAUCCUCUCACCGUGUUGCUGGGGACAAGGGAGAGAAGGAAAAAGAUAAAAAACAAAAGCAAAACAGGAAGGAUUUAAAGCUGGGACAGACAUUUGCCUAAUUUUAUAAUAAACACUGUCUUUUCAGGAUCGCUUCAUGGAUCGGAGAACUUUCUAACCAAAAAUGUAAAAAAAAAAAAACAAAAAACAAACAAAAAAAAAAAAAACAAAAAAAAAACCACAAAAAAAAACCACAAAAAAAGUGAAAGGACUACUUAUCAUUUCCAGCAGUCACAAUGACAAGUUAAGGUGGGUUAUCAACUCCUCAAACAUAGGAAGGGGAUUUCUUGUUUCUUUCUGGUCUAAAUAUCUUUCUUUUUUAAUUAUCAUUUUAUAGGUCUGUUGUACAGGCCAUUAUGUCAUACAAGGUGUUUAUAAUCGUAUCAAUCGUGUUGGGGGUUCCUUUCUUAACUGGUACAAUUUAGGCAGGCCUGUAUUACUGGUGUAUCUCUAUUAUUAUGAUGAUGAUGAUUAUUAUUAUUAUUUUUAUAUAUAUAGUUUGGACGCGUUUGUCUUUUGCUCCUGGAUUAUUUUCAGCGAGCUCCCACACCAUGGGGGGAGGGCGGGAGGGUGGAGAAGGAAGAAUGGAGCACAAAUAGACUUUCUGUCCUUAUCUUCUGGGAACGUUCUGAAUGGUUUCCUCAUCCUUGAAUUUGUCUGACGGUUACUUGUAAGGGUCAGAAGAAUUUAUGUUCAUCAUUUGUGCAGGAAGCUCAGCGUAGCAGGUAGAGAUCAUUGUGUGCAAACUUCCAGGCUGGUCUGUGCUUUUUAAGCAGAGGUAGGAAUUAGUUCGGAACUGCAGUUCUCCUUCUCUCAAUUAUUUAGACAAAAUGGCCAAAUUCUGCUCUUAGCUUUCUGUGCAUGGUUCCUUUUUACUUCAGAGAGUGGGAUUCGACCUCCCGAGUCUAGCUUGUGUGACAUACCGCUGGCUCUUCUGUUCUGUUGAUUUGAUUUUGCUGUUAAGAGCAUACACCAAUGUUUCAAAAAUGUCAAGUUACCCAAGCUAAUUGGCAGUAUGUAAAGCGGCAUUUACCGCCCUAGAUUUUCGCCAGGUGAAUUGGUACAGAAUUUCGGAAGGUCAGAUUCUCCCUGUUCGUAGCAAUAUUCCCUUGCCUUUAUUAAUUUUGAUGCUUCCAGCACUGUAUGUAGAAAAACAUUCUAGUAAAAGAGUGCUUCUGGCUACAAAACAGAGAAGCCAGCGCUACGAGAGCAGAAGUUACCACCGUUUAUGCCAACACAAUAGAGCUGGCUCUGGGGCUUUGCACAUGCCUGGGUGAUCUCAUGUAGUUUCUGAGCUGUGAUGCUGCUAACUACGGAAAAACGGCAAUAAGCAUCUCUGACCAGAGCGUCAGGGCUUGCCUGCCACUGUAACUGUCUUUUCAAGGUUGAUUCUGAUCCAUGUAGCAAAGGAUAUUUACGUGGAUGAGGAAGAGUAACGAACUGUACAGAAGUUAGAUCUGUAUAUUCUGAAAUAUACAAUCUAGUAUCUGAACCAAAAAAAAAAAAAAAAAAAAAAAAAGAUUUUUAAGAAGACUGGAUCACUGCAAUGCAGUUCACUCUGAACUUUCGAUUCCUGAUGGAUUUAGAGGUUUCUGCCAUGUGUAUAAAACUAAAUUACUUUUAGCUAGCGAGGGUAUUAGAAGAGUCCCUUUCCCCCCGCCCCCUUUUCUUUUGUCACCGGAGUGUCCUAAAAUAAUGAGCUGAUGCAGCUAUGUUCAUUUUGUUGAUGAUUCAGGGGGACCCUGGAGCUUCUCAUCCAAGGUCCAGAAGGCAGCAACUUUAAACUCUGCAUGUGCUUUGGUUUGUGACCUGAGCAUGUGGGAUUUGCAUUUGCACUCAAGUGGCAGAACCCCUUAUCUCUCCCCCCCAACGCCGUGUUUUUGCUCUGUUCCAUCUCUUAACUCUCCACCUUCCUGUUUUACUGAGUAUUUAAACCGAUUAUCCCUAAAACUUCAAAACUAGUGAACUGCAAGCAGGGAAACUAACAAAUGUCCGUCCACCGUUUCUAAUGUGUUUUUGAUUUUUUUUUAUGUUUUAUUUUUUUAAAACUAAGCUUGAACCAAAGUCAAUUUCUAGCAAGCUGCUGUACUAAUGGACUAGUUUGUAUAAGUGCAGUUCAGAUGCAGAGAGGCGAUAGAUGCUACUGACAAUUUCUUUUUCAUUUGUCUUUUGUUUUUAUUAAUUUUAUAUAAACGUUGCUGCUUGUUUUUUAAUCUUUUUUUUUUUUUUUUUCCUUUGGUUGAUGAUUUGUGUUAUCCUUGGGGCAGACUCUUAACUUGAUUUUAAUUUGUUUUCUUUUAUUUGAUGUGUAAAUAGAAUGGCAAUGUCAGGGGAUUGUUAAUCCAACAGGUCCCACCCCCAUCCCACCUGUAUGGAUAAAUCCAGGUAUUUUUGAUGUGUCUCUAUGGCUUCAGGCUGUGCAGGAGGCUUUUAGGGCCGUGAAUAAUACUGCAGGAGUGGAAAUGGCUGGCAGUAAUAGCUUCAGAGCAGCGAAAGGUAUAACUGGGUGAGCUUCAGGGAGGUAGGGAAAAAGUGGAACAGGAGAUGCCAGUACACGCUGUGUAGGUCUGGAGGCCACAGCGUGGACUGCGAAGGAGUCUACCAAAGGAAUGCAAGUCCCUGGGACUUGCGUUCAGUGAAGUAAGAGGAUGGGGAAAACCUGCAGCUAUAAUGCUCAUUCCUGACUCUGAAAGUUCCUGCUUACUUUCACGCCUGUGCAAAAAUACGGUUUAUCCGGAAGCUUUUUAUGUUAAAGGGGAGGGGGAUACUACCGGUCUUUUCUCCGAUGUGUCCACUACCCCCUAAGGGUUUUGUGGUGGGGUGGGGGGGCAUAGUCCUUGCAUAUAUCUAGGAAACACAAAGAAAGGUGGGCCUUAAAUCAGCGGAAAAUCCUCUCUUCAGUUCAAAGAGACUGUGCCAUUAGCUGUCUGAAUGAGUUUUCAUGUCCCAUUCUUGCUGGUUUGUGGUUGGGAGAGGGUCUUGUUGAGUACAUAUCUGGAACACUAAUGCAGCUUGGAUGGUUUAUUUAUUAUAAAAAUCUGCUUUUUUUCCUGACUACCUUUGCAUUGGUCACAUGGCUUUGGUGUGAGCACCUUAUACCCCCUUACCCUCCUCCUCUCUACCCCAUCACCCUCUCUGGGGCCCAGGUUCCAGGGAUUUUCUUAGCAAGUCUUUUUCUGAGAGAAACUGGAAACUCAAGAGUAGCCACAUAUCCAGAAAGGGCUUGGUUUUCCUGGCAGAAGCUGACAGAAUACCCAAACAGCACAUAUCCCAUGGCAUCCAUCAGCAGUGUGCUCUGAUUCACUGUCCUAAAACAUCCCAAUGACCGACUGUCGCUCCUGGAGCCCUGCUCGUCAUCCCUAGCAGUGUUUGGUGUCACCGAUGCUGGCUGCCUCCAGUGGCUAGGUGAAAGACAGAAAUCAGAUUGGCAAUGGGUGUACAUCUGCCCAGUUAGAGUGUAUAUACUAGUUAGAGUACAUCUACCUCUUCAGAGCAUGAAAGGAAUAUGAGAUGGUGUAGUAGAAUUGAGGAGAAGUUUCUUUUUUAAAUCAUAAUCGUGCUGACAGCAGAAAUUGAUGCAUCUGAAAAGAGACAAUAACAAUUGUAUACAGACCUAGUAAAUAUGAUCAGAAGGAAUUUCACAGCGUGUUAGAAAAGGAUGAUAGCAUCUCUUUUGCAGAGCUCCAUGUCUCUGUAUUUAAAGACGUAUGGGUUGCUUUUCAUCGUUACGACCAUGCCAAAGUACAUAUGCAGGAAAAGAGAAGGUGAAAAACUCUCAUUAUAGUCAAGGACGGUUAGCUCAAAAAGCAAGAGAUACACAGAUACGCCCUGAAGGUCAAGAACAAUUUAGGAGAUGGCUUCAGGAUGAGGUGUAGGCUGGUGAUGAAAUUUUUUCUGAUGUUAAGAAAAUGUAUCCUAGUUUGGCUUUAGCACACUUGAUCUCCUCAAGGCACACUCUCCCUAGUCGUAGAAUGAUUCAUGAACAGCUCAUAGAAAGUACACACCGACAGGGCUGCUUUACAAGAGUCACAUCUGUCUAUUUAAAUCUCCUUAAGGAGAUUCACUUUGUUUCUGAGUUACUGUGCACUGUGUGUUAGUCUCAUGGUGCUCUGAGAGGGGGGGUGUGCCUGCGCUCGGAAAAUUGCUGAGGAGAUACCAGGCUUGUUACAUCCAAAGUCUCCAGUUACAGACCUUUUUAGGACAUCAGAAGCUUCAAGUUUGAAUUUUUGUCAGCCCGUUAGUUUAAAGAUAAAGAGAUUUUCAGUGGAAACAGUAUAGCUCCUGAUGUAUUUGGAGUUACAGCUUUUGAUUUUUACACCUUUUAGGUUAAUCAGGAGGAUGCCAACACUGAGCGAAGUAGCCAUCUGCUGAUCUUAACGUAGGAGGACAAAUGUUCUGUUGUAGUAUGAUAGCUUUUCGUUUCAACAAGAGCAAUCCACUGCCUCUACCCCUUAUUUUAAUUUUACAUACUUUACAGUGAACAUCAAAUGUAGACAAAAAUUCAGUACUUCUGAUCUUUUGGUAUAUUGCCAAAAUCUUCUAGGAUAAUUCUUAUUUUUUUUAAAAAAAGCAUAGAAAUAACCGGUUUUAACUCAGGGGGCAGUAAGAGAAUGGCUGUUACCAAAACACAUUAGAUAAAAUUCAUCGUGUGCAUCUAUGCCAACGAUUCUGUGAGCAACAGAACAUGUCUUUAUUUUUUUAUUUCUCUUGGAACUAUAACAGAAUGUUUUGGUUCGUGCUGAUGUUUAAAUGUCACCUCUGGAAGCCUUGCAGUGAGCUUGGCUCACACACAUUUCUGCAGUUGAGUUACUGAAGGAGACAGCGGUGUUAAUUCCUUAACGCUGUGCAUGUUCCUGCAGAGCAACAUUCUUUGAAACAGGAAUUCCCUCUUUCUGUGUUACAAAUGGAGCAGAACACCAGAACCAUAUCACAGAUACUAAACCCAAAACAACAUCUAAUUUAUCUGAAAUAUCAAUUGGUACUUUCUUAGAUAAAAGUUUACUUUGCACGAUCAUCCUAGGGAGGCACGUAGCUUCCCAUGGUCGUUAAGAGUCCCACGUCCACGGAUAGUUGGUUUUAAACCAGAAAUUUUAAAUGUAGAUCUAUUUAUUGCCACGUUAACUUUUACUAAGAGUCACUAUUCCCUAUUCCUCUUCUGCCUGAAGCGGUUAAGUGGUGUUUAUCCACGGGGCCUGGGUGUGCCUGUAGGAUGUACACCUGCCUGUUGCCUAGGGUGGAGUGUUACCAAAGGAGUAAGCUCACCUGCUGCCUGCCCCUCACCGGGUUUACGAUUGCCAGUUCUCACGUAGCCAACUCAAAUUCCUUUAUAUUUUUGCAGCCAAUACCUCUUACUUCUCCCUCCCUUCCCCAAAUACUAUAGCAAUACAGAAUUCAAGACACAUCCCUUGCAGAGGUUUUACUCUUUUCAGUCACUAAAUCUCACUCCCGGUGCUGCUCGUGAGUCUUUUCCUUCUUUCCAGUGGGGAGACCCCUAAAACACUUUUAAAGGGUUUUGACAGAAGAGGCUUUGUCCUAAAGUUAUCGGCUCACUCUUUGCAAUUGCUCAAAAUGUUCUUGUCUUUGGCUCCGUGAUUUGAACAGCACCUGGUUCCCUGUAAGUCAGCGCAAGUCGUUUCAGUGCUUUUGGAACGAUGACGAGAAGCGAUUCCUAUACUUGCGUAUCUUCACAGACAAGCACGCAGAGUAACGCAGGAAAAAGAACUUGAUAUUUUUUUUCGACUUACCUGUCUUCAUUGGAUCUGUCUGCCACUUCUCCCAGGACACGCUUAGGGGUUACACGCUCCGAGCUUUCACCCCUGUGGGAUGCUGUUAGAAGGGUGUUAGGAAGAUUGCACUGGAAUUACAAAUAGUUUAACUGUGGGAGAAGGGAAGAGACACCUUUCAGUUGAGCAGACGAGUCAGGUCAGCACGUAGAACCUAUCGGGUACUUCUCUUCUGACCAAAUGCCUCAGACCCAAGCAACUACUGGGCUUUGUCUCGGGGCUGCUUUUAGCUCCAUCUGCAACACCCUGCUAAGAACCGUCCAUGACUGGAAAUGAUCUGGGCCCCCUCCCUCCCCCCCCUCUCUCCUCCCCUCUCCCUCCGUGUUCCUUCCCCGUCUUCCCUCAGCGCAAGGUAGCACCAUACAGCUCUGAGAACAAUACUUGUGGGUAGCAGCUGGCUUCUGGCACCUUCAUAAAAUACCUCAGCAUAGCUUAGCAUUGUCGCAGAACUGGUUUUAAACUGAAAAAAAAAAUAAAUCAGAAGAUAAAAGCAAACUUUAUAAAUAGUGGAGAUAAUUCUAGCUGUAGAGUUUAGUUGAACUGAUGUUUAUUAUGAUUGAUAAACAUGAUUAUGCUGUAUGUAUUUGAGAUCCUGUUUAUAGGUUACAACUUUAUAGGGUCGGGUGGGGGUGGGUGGAUGUUGGGGGCAGAGAAUGGGGUUGACUGUGUUAGAAGGAAAAUGUUUGCUCAUGAAUUUUUUUCCUUGUAUCUGUCUUGCCAAAGGAAACAUUUUGUCGCUCCUGGGUUUGGGAUUGUUGUUUGGUUGGUUUAUCUGUGGUCUAAUCUGCAGCACAGCACGUGGUGGCAUGCAGGUUACUGAUCGGGUUGCUGUUCAGGGUCCUUCCGAGUGUGCGCACGCUUCCCUCCCCCUUGGCCUUUCCUUGCCCUUCGCCGGGAUCUAAAGACGAGGCAACGCGUGUCCGGGAGGCUCGGGGGAAAGAAGGUGGCUGUACCGGGUUAGGAUCAACCUAGGUGGUGUAAAUCCGUUUCAGUUAGUUGAGUUGCUCCAGAGCUGAACUGGGUCCGUUGUGUUUAACUUCGGGGAGGGAGAAGAAUGGUUGUCGCAUCUUAAGUCUAUCUGGGAGAGCAAAAAGUGAAACAGGUUCCUUUUAUCCCCCUUGUCUUGUUACUGAAUGUAGGGCUUGUAGUGCUUGAUGAUAGGUGGAAAACUUUUUAAACACUUCCUUUUCUAAUAGCAAUGCUAAUCCUGUCUAGACCAAAAACUAUGAAAGAAAAAACCAAACUGAGAAGUGAAAGCUAACCUACUCCUAACCCCCGGCUGGGACGCCUGAAAGGGUGGGAAUACUGUGCGGCAGCGGUGGGGGGGGCUGCGGGGGGUUGCUGGCGAGGGAGUGGGUCGUUCUCCUGGCGUGUCUCGGUGUCGCGGCGGUGGGAGUAGCCGAAGAGCGAGCGGGUGCUGCCCUGGGGGGUGCUGGCUCCCCUCUCCUUCCCCUUCCAGGCUGCUGGGGCGGGGGAGGGGCGGGGGGGAGCGCGUGGGGGUGUGUGCAAGUGCAUGUGUGCGCAAGCGUGUGCGCCUGGCUGCGUGUGGCGACCGAGGGAGGUGGGUUUCUAAAGGAGCUCGACUCCACUGGGGCGGGAGAAUUCCCAGUGGCCUCGUAGGGAACCAAAGGCACUGAUAAGUUGUCAGCUCUGCUGUUCUCAGAGCGGGUAAGAGGAAAAGCUGGGUGGGGUUUUUUUUGAGCUUUGGGUCAGUGUCCCUUCCUGUAAGGACCUCAUCUCCUGUGGGUACCCCCACCUCCUCCGCACGGAGCUGCUUCGGCUCUGUGGAGAUGAACGGGGUGCGGGGCUUGCCCAGUGCUGCAGGUCUUAGGCUGAUGUUGGGAUACAGUCAGGGAAAACUGUUUCUUUCCUUCGAAUGUGGAAGCAGUGUAGUCCAAGGUCAGAGUCUGUUCAACAGCUUUUGCAUAUGGUCUUUCUCGUAAGGGAGGGGCCUCGAAGACUCCUUUCUUUGCUCCCCAAAGUAGCCUUGUACAUGUUCAUGUAUCGUGCUAUUGGGCUGAGUUGUUUUAUCCGUGAACUUGGUGAGCUCUUGUGAAGAAAGGGAGGGAGGAAGGGGGAGAGGUGGGUUGUCCAGCUACUCUUCCUCCGGACACCAAUCGGGUUGCAGAACUUCACUGAAAGCUUUACUAAUAGAAUUGUUGUUCUGACAUUAUGUAAAAGUGGUAUUAAUAUUGUGUGACUUUUCAAAGAGCUAGUUAGAUUUAUAGGUAGGUAAUAGGGAUAUUGAAGAAAUGACUUCUCAAAGAAAAGAGCACUUGGAACAAAAGAAGUGGAAAACAAGGUGUGCUUUAAGGAAAACAAAUCUGAGGAAGGAAAUGAAACAGCUUGUGGGAGGCGAGGGAAGAUGAUACCCUUUGGUGUUCCUUAGAGCUGCUGAGGCUCGGCCCCAGAAUUGGAACAUCCCCCCUCUGCCUUAUCUCAUCUCUCUACCAAACAGGACAUUGUCAAGUAGCUCAGACCAAAACGCUGAUCUGUCUUAAAAAAACUGUGUCCGUCUGCUGGGGAGUAUUCUCCGGUAGAGCUUUAAAGCGUAAGAUAUUUAAUUUAUCACGUUAGCUUCCCCUUUCCUCCCCAAAUUCUCCUAUCUGUUGUAGGCCCCACUUCAGGAUCCGUACUGCCUUUGCUGAGUUUUGUAGCAGCAGCUACUCCAGCCCUAUUCCCUGAACGUGGUAACGCUGUGCGUGGACGAAGCCGGCAUGUUGCGGUGCUAUAGAAAUCCGAAAUUAUGCCAAGAACGAAGCCUAAGACAUUGGAAAUGGGCAUGCCAAGGGGGCGGGUCGUGGAGACACACAGCCCCCUUGAGAAACUAGGAACGAGAGCACCCGUGACAGUGUCCUGAGAACAAGGCAGUUGAGACAAACCCUGUAGUUCUUCCCCCAUUCACUCUCCGUCUGUCGGCCUCGGUGACUCACCCGAGCGAGUCCGAGGGGAAAGCGCGAUGCGAAAGGCUUGGAGGUCAGAAAGGCUUGGAGAUCAGCGCGGUUCCCGGGGAGCCGGCCUGGCCCCCGCCGCGGACCGGGAGAGGGGAGGGAUGGCUGCCGAGCCGCCCGCGGGCGGUGGGAGAGGUCUGGAGCAGCACCGGUCCCCGCGGGGCACCUGGUGUGCCGCCCGCCCGUGGGAAGGACCCGGGCAGUAGCUCCUUCGUCCCGCCAGUGCCGUCGUGUUGUUCCAUUUCCUUCCUCUGUGGUAGUAUCUAAGGCUAGGUGUGAGUAGGUGUGGGGUGUUUAUCCGCCACAGGUACAGGAGCUGUCGUAUACCUCAUUUCUAACUCGUAACUGAGUAACUUGCUUUAACUUUCUCCAAACCCUACAGAGUUGCCAAGUCUGCCCUCCCUCCUCUGCUUAACACUGAACUCUGGCCUAUAGCACCCCGUGACCUGCCACCUGGGGAGGGACCCCCAACGCCUCUGAAUGUCGCUGCUGAAAAGCUACUGCAAAGUGAGGGCAAAUUGCAAUCGUAUCUUAUUUCCUUUGGUUACAAGGGGUCCUCUUGAUUAGUCUGUGAAUAUCCACCCCCCUUCCCCUCCACUCUCCGCCGAAAAGGGCCGCCCACCCACGCUGCCUUUCCCCACCCCGGGGCUGCGCUGAGCUCCAGGGCCCGCAGGCGCUCUCAGCCCCAGUGCUGCACACACGCGACUCACUUUUUAACAUGACCAAAAAAUAAAAAUUAAAAAAAAAAAAAAGGCAAAAAAAGCAAAAAAAAAAAAAAAAAAGAGAACAAAUAAAUAAAAAAAGAGCAAAGAAAUCUCCAAAUAUUUAAUUUUCUUCUUUAUUAUUUGACAAUCCUGUUAUCCCUUCCCCGCUCUCCAACCUGGCCAGAAGCUGCAUCCUUAACCCGGUCCAUCUUUAUUUGAAUGUAGUUCCCCUACCCCCAUGGGAAAGAGAAGCUUUGUCAGGUCACGGUGGCUGCUAUAAGUCGGGAGGGGGCGGUUUCUUUGUUUUGUUUUGUUCUUUUAAAAUUUCCAGCCAAAACCAAAGAUUUCCUAAUGAUUGUAUAAACUCAAAACAAACAAACAAACCAAAGACAAAGGGCGUCUUCAGCACCAAGCCCAUCUGUGAGGCCGGCCUGGCCCAGGCCGGGGUGAGGGUCGCUGCCAGCCCUGGGGGGGGCAGCCCCCCGGGCGAGGGGCACUGCCCCGGGCCUGGCUCCCCACGUGCCCCCGGGAAGAAACUCGCUGCUCGGGGGUGAAACCUGGGGCGCAGGCGCUGGGAGGGGGCGGCCGGGGGGGGGCUUCGCAGGUGGGUUGAGGAGCUGAAGACUUGGGUGCAGGAUUGGCUGCUCUGCUGGGUGCUUUAACCCUCUGGGGGCUGGGUGACGUUGAUUAAUACACGCUGAGGUGCACUUCUGAGCUUCCCCCCUCCCCCCGUCACUGCUUGGAAGAGGCUGUCCUGUUGUGAGAAAUCCCUGAAAGAAGAAGCAGCAGCUUUUCAUUUCUCCUCUAGUUCCUUUUUUCUAGAUUUCUUUUAUUUUUGCAGCACCACUGUGCAACUAUGCAUUGUAUUUCUCAACCUUUUAUGCUAGGUAGAUGCCUGUGACUUUUUAACUUUUGGGGGGGGGAUUGCAAAUGGAGGAACUUUUUACAUGGAUCUUUUUAAUCUCAGUUGAUUGGGGGGUGUUUGGUUCUAGGGUCAUACAAGCUCUAUCCCAAAGCAAAAUCCAAAUGUUAAUAUUAUUAGCCUGAUGCAGAUACCAAAGAUAAUUUCUUUCCUGCAGAACCUUAGACUUGUGUAUUAAGUACGAUUACCCAGCACUUGCAUUAGUCUAACCUCAGUAAUUCCAAAGCUUAGAUGUAUAUUUUGGUAUAUUUCUGGGAUAUUAAAAAAUUGUCGUUUAAAUUCUUGUUUGUUUCAGUGUAAUGCUCUUAAAGUCAUAGCAUGGAGAUAACUGAACUUGUCCUAUUCUUAGUAGUUUGAAAUAAUAGUAUUUUUGUAUGUUUUGGGUGUGUCUAUGUAUGUAUUAACAUAACAGUUUUCACUGCCUAGGUGUUCAUAAAUAAUUAAAAAAAAAAAAAAACAACAAACAACUAAGGGUUUUUAAACUGUACAUAAUAUUCCAUGUGGAAUUUCCACCAGACCGCCAAUUUGGAUCGCAUCUUCACUGACGGCCGCUCCCAACUGGGAUUCUUUCUUACUUUUUAAAGAGACAGCAUGUUCUUUUUUUUUCCCCAUUGACCUGAGGUUCUUUCUCAGCGUGAAGGGGUUUUCACUGUUUUUAAGGGAUGGGCCAAAGAGGAAGUAGCUUAAUUUUUUUUUUUUUUUUUAAAUAAUAUUUUAACACAUUUGUUUGAAAACUAACCCUUUGUAUGAAGAAUCGGGAGUCGAAAAACAAGCCCUUUCUUCUGAAUCCUCUGCUAGUUUUCGAAGGGUCGAGGGUUUGUGAAUGUCUGUACCGCCUGGGCAGUCCCCUUUUGCUUCCUUUCUCAGACAGGUGAAUUUUUGGUCUUCACGGUUUCACUGCUCUGUGCAACUGCCUGCUUACACACUGGCUGGGAGUGUUUUGGUUUUUUUGGUUUGGGUUUUUUUUUUUUUUUUUUUUUUUUUCCUCUUGCCCUUCCUUGUAUACUGCAUUUAUCGGCUUCAGGUCAGCAGAACACUUGAAAUGGAGGGCCAGGUGGGAGUACCCGUACCCAAGCGCAACCCAAGCUUUUCUUGAGACUGAAAUGUGAGAGUCCCACACAUUUCAAAACCUUGCUGAUCACACUAGGGGUGAGGAGGAAGGCAAAAUGCUGUCUCUUUAAAGAUGUCCUUUAUUAUUAUUAUUAUUAUUAUAAUUAUUAUUAUAAUUAUUAUUAUUAUUAUUAUUUUCCCAGUGGUUGCCUACAGAUAGCUGUAGGCAUUGAGAGAUUGUGUAGAUUACAGUAAAUCAGAAUGAAAAGGUAGAUUUUGUGUAGAUGCAUUUGUCUGCUGUAAUUUUUUAUAUAUAUUAAACUUACUGUAAUUGUACAGUUCAUUUCUGUUGUAAACAUCAUUAAACCAUUUUCCAAGUGUUUUAACAUGUA
Messenger RNA from Falco peregrinus (peregrine falcon), 14436 nucleotides. It is a transcript of the gene POU2F1, whose product is annotated as POU class 2 homeobox 1. Lineage: Eukaryota; Metazoa; Chordata; Aves; Falconiformes; Falconidae. Gene Ontology annotation, cellular component: nucleus. Gene Ontology annotation, molecular function: DNA-binding transcription factor activity, RNA polymerase II-specific; RNA polymerase II cis-regulatory region sequence-specific DNA binding. The transcript is spliced from 16 exons. The coding region runs from base 245 to 2509 and encodes 754 amino acids. Gene Ontology annotation, biological process: regulation of transcription by RNA polymerase II. The record is from RefSeq and is a predicted model, not a curated record.